Eublepharis macularius is the source of this 984-nucleotide messenger RNA. RefSeq names its product olfactory receptor 52E4-like. NCBI's taxonomy places the organism in Eukaryota, Metazoa, Chordata, Lepidosauria, Squamata, Eublepharidae. Gene Ontology annotation, cellular component: membrane. Gene Ontology annotation, molecular function: olfactory receptor activity; G protein-coupled receptor activity. The record is from RefSeq and is a predicted model, not a curated record. The coding region runs from base 1 to 984 and encodes 327 amino acids. Gene Ontology annotation, biological process: G protein-coupled receptor signaling pathway. The transcript has 3 exons.
AUGAUGAAGCCCGAAACUCCGGGCAGCCUCUUCCUGCCUUAUGUGCCCACGUUCAUUCUGCUGGGAGUCCCUGGGCUGGAAGAGGUCCACGCCUGGCUCUCCAUCCCUUUCUGCAUCGGGUACCUCAUUGCACUCCUGGGGAAUUCCACCAUCCUCUUCAUCGUGAAGUCAGAGGCCAGCCUCCACCAGCCCAUGUUCUAUUUCCUCUCCGUGCUCUCGGCCAUCGACCUGGGCCUGUCCACCUCCACCCUGCCCAAGAUGCUGGCCAUCUUCUGGUCUGGCCUGGGGGAGAUCAGCUUUGGGGCCUGCCUGACCCAGAUGUUCUUCAUCCACUCCUUCACGGGCAUGGAGUCUGCAGUUCUGCUGGCCAUGGCCUUUGACAGAUACGUGGCCAUCUGUCACCCCUUGAGAUACACCACAAUCUUGACCAAGACACGGAUAGGCUGGCUGUGUCUUGUAGUCGUGUUGGCACCUUCUGUCCUAAUCCUGUUCAUGGUUUUGCUGACCCUGCGCUUGCCUUUCUGCCGUAGCCGGAUUGAAAUUGCCCACACUUACUGUGAGCACAUGGGCAUCGCCAAGCUGGCCUGUGCCGACAUCAGGAUCAAUGGUGUCUAUGGCUUAUUUACCAUUUCCUUCCUCAUGUUGGAUUUGCUCCUGAUUCUUUUGCCCUAUGUGCAAAUCUUGCAGACUGUUUUUCGGCUCCCCUCCAAGGAGGCCCGGCUGAAAUCCUUGGGCACCUGUGGCUCCCACAUUUCUGUCAUGUUUGUUUUCCACACUCCAGCAUUCUUCUCCUUCCUCACGCACCGCUUUGGGCAAAAUAUACCACACUAUGUCCACAUCCUCAUUGCCAAUCUGUAUGUCAUUCUGCCUCCAGUGCUCAACCCGGUCAUUUAUGGGGUGAAGACCAAAGAGAUCCAGAGGACAAUAGUCCAAGUUUUAUGCCACAAAAGGUCCAUCCUGUCCAGAUUCACCUCAUUUUCCUAA